CUCUUAGGGCUCAGCCGGCGCUAGAGCUGCGGACACUGUCGCUUCUGCCAGCACUGCCGCUGCCUCGUCUCCGACACCGGCCGAUACCAUGAACCCGGACCUGCGCAGGGAGCGGGCCGCCGCCACCUUCAACCCCGAGCUGAUCACACACAUCCUGGACGGCAGCCCCGAGAAAACCCGGCGCCGUCGAGAGAUCGAGAACCUGAUUAUGAACGACCCAGACUUCCAGCAUGAAGACUAUAACUUCCUCACUCGCAGCCAGCGUUACGAGGUGGCUGUCAAGAAGAGUGCUAGCAUGGUGAAGAAGCUGAGGGAGUUUGGCAUCGCAGAUCCUGACGAAAUCAUGUGGUUUAAAAAACUACAAUUGGUCAAUUUUGUGGAACCUGUGGGCCUCAAUUACUCCAUGUUUAUUCCUACCUUGCUGAAUCAGGGCACCACUGCUCAGCAAGAGAAAUGGCUGCACUCAUCUAAAGGACUCCAGAUAAUUGGCACCUACGCCCAGACGGAAAUGGGUCACGGAACUCAUCUUCGAGGCUUGGAAACCACUGCCACGUAUGACCCCAAAACCCAAGAGUUCAUUCUCAACAGUCCUACGGUGACCUCCAUUAAGUGGUGGCCUGGUGGGCUCGGGAAGACUUCAAAUCAUGCUAUAGUUCUUGCCCAACUCUUCACUCAGGGGAAGUGCUAUGGAUUACAUGCCUUCAUCGUACCUAUUCGUGAAAUUGGGACCCACAAGCCCUUGCCAGGUAUUACUGUUGGAGACAUUGGCCCCAAAUUUGGUUAUGAAGAGAUGGACAAUGGCUACCUAAAGAUGGACAACUAUCGUAUUCCCAGAGAAAAUAUGCUGAUGAAAUAUGCCCAGGUGAAACCUGAUGGCACAUAUGUGAAACCUCUGAGUGACAAGCUGACCUAUGGGACCAUGGUGUUCGUCAGGUCCUUCCUUGUGGGAGAAGCAGCUCGGUCUCUGUCCAAGGCCUGCACCAUUGCCAUCCGCUACAGCGCUGUGAGGCAUCAGUCUGAAAUCAAGCCAGGUGAACCAGAACCACAGAUUUUGGAUUUUCAAACCCAGCAGUAUAAACUCUUUCCACUUCUGGCCACUGCCUAUGCCUUCCAGUUUGUAGGCGCAUACAUGAAGGAAACCUACCAUCGGAUUAACGAGGGCAUCGGCCAGGGAGAUCUGAGUGAGCUGCCUGAGCUUCAUGCCCUCACUGCUGGGCUUAAAGCUUUCACCACCUGGACGGCAAACGCUGCUAUUGAAGAGUGUCGGAUGGCUUGUGGUGGUCAUGGCUAUUCUCAUAGCAGUGGUAUUCCAAAUAUUUAUGUCACUUUCACCCCAGCCUGUACCUUCGAAGGAGAAAACACUGUCAUGAUGCUACAGACAGCCAGGUUCUUGAUGAAAAGCUAUGACCACGUGCACUCAGGAGAGCUGGUGUGUGGCAUGGUGUCCUACUUGAAUGACCUGCCCAGUCAGCGUAUCCAGCCACAGCAUGUGGCAGUCCGGCCAACUGUGGUGGAUAUCAACAGUCCAGACAGCCUGACAGAAGCAUAUAAGCUUCGUGCAGCCAGACUAGUGGACAUUGCUGCGAAAAAUCUUCGAAAUGAAAUGAGUCACAGGAAAAGCAAGGAGGUAGCAUGGAACCUAACUUCUGUUGACCUUGUUCGAGCAAGUGAGGCACAUUGCCACUAUGUGGUAGUUAAGCUCUUUUCUGAAAAACUCCUCAAAAUUCAAGAUAAAUCCAUCCAAGCUGUUUUAAGGAACUUGUGUCUUUUGUAUUGUCUGUAUGGAAUAAGUCAGAAGGCAGGGGAUUUCCUUCAGGGGAACAUCAUGACAGGGUCUCAGAUUACCCAAGUGAAUCAGCGUAUAAUGGAGUUGCUCACUAUAAUUCGCCCCAAUGCUGUUGCUUUGGUUGAUGCAUUUGAUUUUAAGGAUGUGACGCUGGGCUCUGUUCUUGGCCGUUACGAUGGGAAUGUGUAUGAAAACUUGUUUGAGUGGGCCAAGAAAUCCCCACUGAACCAAACAGAGGUCCAUGAAUCUUAUCACAAGCACCUGAAGCCGCUGCAGUCCAAGCUCUGAAGUGUGAGAAGGACAAGUUACGGUGGCUCCAGAAAGCAGCUGUGUGCAUCUCUCUCUCCUACCCAAGGCACACAUCUUUGCAGAAUCUUUAUUACAUUCAUAUAGCUGUAGAACAAAUGAUAAAUUGGCCCUUUUUCUCUUUUUAUAAAUGAAGAAAAAAAUGAACAGAUUUCAGAGAUUAAAUUGAAAAAAGGAUGCGUUCUAAGUGCAAUUAACACUGAAAGAGACUUCUCAAGCAUUCAGAAAAAAACUAAAGAAAUGGCAGUGUGACUUCCAUUUGUAAUGCUGCUGAUCCCCGUUAGGUCAUGACUUUUGAUAAUUAGCAGAAUUUAUCUACUAAGUACUUAAUUAUUUUUUGAAUUUUAAUUGCUAAUCACUGGAAUCAUGGGCUAUUUAAGUGUGUUUAAGCAAAAGUACUUUUUAAGUGGGGCAAAACCCUUCCAAGCUUUCCUGCUAGAUGACCUGUUGCUCCUACUAGGACUGGCUAAAAAGUAGGACUGAAGAAGUGGGAUGGAGAAAGAAAGGAAAGUAAUAAGAAACCUAAUGUGAGUGAA
Messenger RNA from Marmota flaviventris (yellow-bellied marmot), 2628 nucleotides. RefSeq names its product acyl-CoA oxidase 1 (gene Acox1). Gene Ontology annotation, cellular component: peroxisome. Gene Ontology annotation, molecular function: fatty acid binding; FAD binding. The record is from RefSeq and is a predicted model, not a curated record. Lineage: Eukaryota; Metazoa; Chordata; Mammalia; Rodentia; Sciuridae. Gene Ontology annotation, biological process: lipid homeostasis; fatty acid beta-oxidation using acyl-CoA oxidase; very long-chain fatty acid metabolic process.